CCGCAACCACUUCCGGGGCGGGAGCGGGGCCGCAGCGUCCGGGCGCUGCGGCGGCAUCCCGCGCGGAGGGAGCCCGGGCGUGCGUGGCGGCGAGCGGGAGUGCCUGAAGGAGUGCGGCGGCGACAGCGGUGGCGGCGGCUGCCCCGGACCCAGCGCAGUGAUGUCGGAGCUCAGUGAUGAGGCCAGUGAGCCAGAACUCCUGAACCGCAGCUUGUCCAUGUGGCAUGGGCUGGGAGCUCAGGUCAGCAGGGAGGAGCUGGCGGUCCCGUUGGAUCUUCACACAGCUGCUUCCAUCGGCCAGUAUGAAGUGGUGAAGGAAUGUGUACAGCGGAGGGAGUUAGAUUUGAAUAAGAAGAAUGGUGGCGGCUGGACCCCACUGAUGUAUGCCUCCUACAUCGGACAUGAUACCAUCGUGCACCUGCUGCUCGAGGCGGGGGUGAGCGUGAACGUGCCGACCCCGGAAGGGCAGACUCCGCUGAUGCUGGCUUCCAGCUGUGGCAACGAGAGCAUCGCCUACUUUCUUCUCCAGCAAGGUGCCGAGCUGGAAAUGAAGGACAUUCACGGCUGGACUGCCCUCUUCCACUGCACCAGCACUGGGCACCAACAGAUGGUCAAGUUCCUUUUGGACAGUGGAGCGAAUGCCAACGUGAGGGAGCCCGUGUACGGAUUUACGCCUUUGAUGGAAGCAGCUGCCGCUGGCCAUGAAAUAAUUGUGCAGUAUUUUCUCAAUCAUGGAGUCAGAAUGGACACGAGAGACCACAGUGGAGCCACAGCCCGGAUGCUGGCCAAGCAGUAUGGACACAUGAAGAUCGUGGGGUUGAUAGACGCUCACUCGCCUUCUCUGCCCAAGAACCUCUAUCGGAGUCCAGACAGAUUUGAAGAUCUAAGCUCUUCGGAUGAAUCCUGCCCCGUUCCUCAGAGACAGAGGCCCUGUCGGAAGAAGGGCCUCAGCAUCCAUGAGGGACCUCGAGCCCUGGCCAGGAUCACAGCCAUUGCACUUGGAGGCAAGCUGCAGCAGCCCUGCCGUGAGCAGGUGCCUCUGCCUGGCUAUGUCACCUUCAACAGCAGUGAUGAGAACCCGCUUGAAGGGGGGGGCCUCUGCUACAGGGACGUCACCUCCCCGAUCAAUGACCGGGACGUGGACAGCAGCAGCAGCAGCAGUCGGGAAGAGCACACCUUCUGCGCCAACCUGGGGGUCGUGAGGCGCAGCAGCAGCAGCGAGGGCCUGACGAGAGCCCUGGGAGUCAGCAGUGAGGCCUCUCUGGAGAGCAAUGAGGAUUCCGAUCACACCUGUAAAAGUUUGGUUCGCAAGCAAGCUAAAAGUUACAUGAAGACCAAGAAUCGUUAUGGUAACAGCGACGGCCAGUGGCCUACAAGCACCGGGACUUCGGGGGCAGCGUCUUCCCCAGGAUCUAUUCUCCAGACGGAGAGGUCGCCCUACUCGGGACCUCAGGACCUUGCCACGCUGCUGGAGCAGAUUGGGUGUCUGAAGUACCUGCAGGUGUUCGAGGAGCAGGACGUGGACCUCCGCAUCUUCCUGACCCUCACUGAGAGCGACCUGAAGGAAAUCGGCAUCACGUUGUUCGGGCCUAAAAGGAAGAUGACCUCUGCCAUUGCCCGCUGGCACAGCAGUGCCCGUCCCCCCAGUGAUGCCCUGGAGCUGGCAUAUGCCGACCGGCUCGAAGCAGAGAUGCAGGAGCUCGCCAUCCAGCUACACAAACGCUGUGAGGAGGUGAAGGCCAUGCGCGGCCAGGUGUCGCAGGAGCAGGAGCUGCGCGCCGUGGUGGAGAGCUGUCUCCUGGAGCAGGACGGUGCCCGUAAGGAUGUGCACGCCCAGCUGCAGGAGACCUGGGCCCUCGCCCGGGACGCCGCUCUCGUCUUGGACCAACUGCGAGCCUGUCAAGCCGAGCUGUCAGCCAGAGUGAAGCAGGAGGUGUCCACCCGAGGGUCCACCCCGGGCACAGCCCUCCCCACAGCUGACUCCCAAGGCUGGCAGGCCUCCCUGCAGGCUCUGAGCCUCCCUGAGCUGUCAGGAGCAUUGGAGGAUCGAGUCCAGGAAAUGGGGCGAGUGCUAUGCUCAGUGACCCAGAGCUUGGAGAAGCUGCAAGUACUGAACAGGAAGGAGAACUGGCGGGAGCCUUAGCUGGGAGGGACGUCUUCCCUUUCCCUUCUCAGAAUCUGACGUUGGGUGACUCAUCCACCCUGAAGCUGUGUGCCUGGAAGACAGGAGCGUGGAGAGCAAGCGGCUGCAGCAGGCUGGACCCCAGUAGGCCAGAGGAUCAGGCCCCCAGAGCAGCUGGCAGAAGCAGGACAGGGCUGGGGCCAGUGCAAGGAGCGAGGCCCACACAGAGGCAGGACGAGGGCCUGUAGGCCAGAACCUGGGGGUGAGGCCCCGAACGGGCAGGGCCACGGGGAGAGAGCAGGUCCCCGUACACCACAGGUGCCACACGGACAGGAUUGGGCACCUGGGCAGCAUAUGUCAUUUGCUGGAAAAUAAAAUGUAAGCUCUACUGGUGAGGGGCUGUGUUCUGGACCCACCACAUGCAGUACCAGCUGGCAAGCCAGGCUGAGACCCCCCCACUGUAGUAUCCAACCCACUGGGACCCAGGCCCCCUCUGUCAGGACAGAGACCACCAUGCUCAGAGCAGGGCUGACCCCCACCUGCUCUGUCCGGCCCCUAUAGCUUCUAGGGCUCCCUUUGCUGCGAGCCCCCUUGAGUCUGCAAAAGCAAUCUGAAGAGUGACGCAUACCCCCAAGCCCCAAGGAAAUAAGAGAGGAACAAGGUACAGGUGUUUUAUUUACAGAAUGAAGUGCCUUUGCCCCAACGUGCCGGCCACUUCAUCGAGGCUCUAAGGUGAAACAGGCGCUCAGGCUGGGCCAGAGCACAGCUUUCCUUACCAGGCCAAGCAGGUGCUGUGGAAACUUUGUUAGCUUCACUGAGGAGUCCUUCCGGACAUAGGGCCAUAGGAGACUGCCCGUGGUGACGUUCCCGUCUGUGGUGGCUCUGCGGUUGUCAUGCUGCACACUCGACCAGUGCUUCCAUACCACGUCCUGGAGCUGCCUGCAGCCUGUGCUGGGAAUGGAGAAAGGGAGGCUUGCAAAGCAAAGAGCAGUGAGCUGAGCUCAGCCCAGGUGCGGCCAGAAGCCCCAGACCAGGCAUAGGGCCCACAGAGGCCUGAAGCCGGCAGUCCCACAGCAACAGCAGGGAAGGGGAUGGCCCCUCCACCUGGACAGGAGCCCCAUAUCAGCUCUAUGCUGAAUGGAGCCAGCACUCUUGCGCCUAGCUCUGGCCCUUAGGUCCC
Messenger RNA from Ailuropoda melanoleuca (giant panda), 3302 nucleotides. RefSeq names its product ankyrin repeat and sterile alpha motif domain containing 3 (gene ANKS3). The record is from RefSeq and is a predicted model, not a curated record. Gene Ontology annotation, molecular function: protein binding. The coding region runs from base 161 to 2143 and encodes 660 amino acids. Gene Ontology annotation, cellular component: cilium. NCBI's taxonomy places the organism in Eukaryota, Metazoa, Chordata, Mammalia, Carnivora, Ursidae. The transcript has 17 exons.